Messenger RNA from Juglans microcarpa x Juglans regia, 552 nucleotides. Its product is annotated as protein FAR-RED IMPAIRED RESPONSE 1-like. The record is from RefSeq and is a predicted model, not a curated record. Lineage: Eukaryota; Viridiplantae; Streptophyta; Magnoliopsida; Fagales; Juglandaceae. Bases 1 to 552 code for a protein of 183 amino acids. The transcript is spliced from 2 exons.
AUGAGUACAACACAGCAGAGCGAGAGCAUGAAUGCCUUUUUCGACAGUUAUGUUCAUGCUAAGACAAAUUUGAAAGAGUUUGUCGACCAGUUUGAUAAUGCGUUGAAAAAGAAAAUUGAGAAUGAAACUGCAACAGACUUCCACUCAUUUAGUGUCACUAUUCCAUGUAUAUCAAGAUCUCCAAUUGAAAAAAAAUUUCAAGAUUUGUACACCAAUGCUAAAUUUAGGGAAGUUCAACAGCAAAUUACCGGCAUUAUUGAUAUGGGUCCGAAAUUACUUAAGAGUGACGGUGUUGUAAAGACGUAUCGCAUAGAGGAUGAAAUUUGUGUUGAAGAGUUUACUAAGAGGGUUACAUACUAUGUGGACUUUAGUGAGGACGAUACAGUUGCAAUGUGUUCAUCGGGUUCAGACAAGCUUACUGUGGAUGCAACAGGGAAGUUAUUUGCAAUGAUUGACUUAUAUGGUGAGAAUCAAAAAUCCCCAUCGAUUACGGUCACCGGUUCCAAUGUUGGUUCUAUUGCAAAGAACACAACUACAGGUGGUAGCUCAUAA